AUGGCUGGCGAUCUAAAUCGCGACUUGGGCCUGGGAGAGGCAUGUUCGCGAAGGCCCAAACAUCGGCCGCCAGUCCCGUCCAAACCCAACGCUCAAUCUGCUGCUCUCCUUGGAGCGUCAUUAGCCUUCGAUGCACAAGGAAUGAACACUGUCACUACACCACAACCUGCGAACAGCACAAAGCAUCCGAGGACACUUGCCGUGAUGGAUCUGGGUACCCUGGAUAGCGAACCCAUGCAGCAGGACACUGCUCUUCGUAGCUCUACGGGGUUAGUGGGAGGCCGGAUUAAACAGUUUAAUGAAACCCAAGGGUCCACAUUAUCACAAACCGUAUCCAGUCUCCAUCCUGAACCGGUUGGUCCCCAGCAGAUCGCCGCCCAACUAGCUGUGGGGAAAUCCACGGUGAGGCCUCCACCAGCAAUACCAUCGAGGGGAAAUCGAGCGGUUAACUCAUCAGCGCGCCAAAACGAUCCCAAGCAAGGUCCCAAUCACGAAACCUCUGCUUCAAGUGUUUUAUCGCAUGUGGCGAGGAGCAAUGGCCUUCACGAUCAGCAGGAUAGCGCUGCUAAAGGGGUAUCUUCGUUUGUUACAAAUCCCCUUGGGCAUAGGGAUGUUGUCCCCAACGGGUCAGUUGGCCCGCAAAGGAAGGAGCAUACGGGCCCGUCUCUGCUUUCCAACUCACUUGGCAAGGCCGUAUUACAGAUGCCGCAGCCAGAGCUGCAAAAAAAUACUUCUCUAUCCCAAGGGAAUCAAGGUCCUCCAUUACCACCAAGGCCUAUGGUCCCUGUGAAUACAUCCAACCCAUCGCAGCAGACCGUUCCCGCGAAGAAUGUAAUUAGGAAGAACGACCCUGCCAUUGACAAUAAGCUGAAUGUUGCUCGCAUUGGAGGACCUAUGAGCAUCCGAACCGCAAUCCCAAACGCACGAGACCCAAGAUCCCAAAUGUUGCCCUCUCGAUCUUCCUCAUCCAGCUUGCGACCCCAGCAUUCAGGAUUGUCUGAAAGUUCGUUAGCUGGUGCUUUGGCGGCUUCAUCCUUAGCAUCCUCAAGAGCACCAUCCCCAUCCAAAAGGAAUACUCCACCGCCACCGCCACCGCAUCGAGGUUCCCGCUCCCGCACUCCACUGAAUCCGUUACCUCGAACGCCCAGUCCAACCAAGGGAAUGAGACAGACAUUGCGCCAAGAAACAAAAAGCGACCACGACGAAACUAAACGGCGGAGAAAGUUCCAGCGGCCGCGCAUCAUAAAAACUCAUCCCAAUAAGCAUCGGGAGGGCGAUCGAAAACGGUGGCGAGAUAGAAUCACGGAACGCGAACGGAAACGGUAUGAAGGGGUAUGGGCUGCAAACAGAGGCCUGUUGAUUGAUGAAAACUCCCCGCCUGGGAGCUCUACGACUCCACUGCGGGAUAUGGUGCUGAAUCUGGUUGUGCGGGAUAUAUGGUCCCGCAGUCGACUUCAGCCUAUCCUCCUUGGGCAAAUUUGGGAUCUUGUUUGUCACGACAACAGGAGGAUGCUCACUCGCCAGGAAUUCGUGGUGGGCAUGUGGUUAAUCGACCAGAGUUUGAAAGGAAGAAAGCUCCCCAUUAGAGUCUCCCAGAGUGUAUGGGAUAGUGUUCACAUUCCAGGUAGUUGCUAG
This is a messenger RNA of Histoplasma capsulatum G186AR, 1635 nucleotides long. RefSeq names its product increased rDNA silencing protein. Lineage: Eukaryota; Fungi; Ascomycota; Eurotiomycetes; Onygenales; Ajellomycetaceae. The transcript has a single exon. The record is from RefSeq and is a predicted model, not a curated record. The coding region runs from base 1 to 1635 and encodes 544 amino acids. Gene Ontology annotation, molecular function: protein binding.